GCGUAUUCCAUUCCUAUUCUGGAUGCGGAUGAGAACCUGAUUGCUGUGGACAGCAUGAAUACGGAACCGGUGCAUGCUGGGCUCGUCGCGGGUGUUUUGGUGAUGUAUGACGAUGGAACAUCGGAAACGUAUUACACGGAUGACUAUUCAUGGAUUAGUGUGACGGAGUGGGUGAAUGGUGAAGCCAAUUUGGUGACUGUUCCGCUUGCGUAAGUACUUCUAUACCUUUUGAUCUUCAAUGAUAUGUUGGCAUUGGUCUCUUCUUCGCAGUUCACUAUGGCUCCGAGUCGGUGUGGCGGUUUGUGGGAGAGAAUUGGUGUGAGCUUAAGUGA
Guyanagaster necrorhizus is the source of this 332-nucleotide messenger RNA. RefSeq lists its product as uncharacterized. The annotation marks the transcript as partial. The transcript has 3 exons. NCBI's taxonomy places the organism in Eukaryota, Fungi, Basidiomycota, Agaricomycetes, Agaricales, Physalacriaceae. The record is from RefSeq and is a predicted model, not a curated record.